Molecule: messenger RNA, 1083 nt
Organism: Symbiodinium sp. CCMP2456
Lineage: Eukaryota; Dinophyceae; Suessiales; Symbiodiniaceae
Source: the annotation of a GenBank genome assembly
AUGGAGUGCAGCAGAUGCCGCAGCAAGAAGUCAUCCUCAGACUUUCCUGACCCAGUAUCUGACUGUGAGCAUGCACCCAGCAUCUGCUUGACGUGCCUUGACAAUCUCUUGCCCAAAGACAAGCACUUGUCAGGCAUGUGUCCUGAAUGUGGCAAGUUUCUGCCAGAGUCGGAGAUACAGAAAAUCAGGAGGAUGAUGAAACAUUGCAAUCGGGAAUGCGCUGUAUUCCGCGAUCUCGACCUCCUCGGUGCCAGAGAAGAAGAGGUCAAGAGGCAACGGGAUCUUGGUGUGGACUCUCUUCCACCGGAAGGCAAUGUAGAGGUCUCCGUGCUGGACGGCCGCCGUCUUACCCUGUCUUUGUCGAAGAGGAUGCGGCUCAGUGCGGUGAAGGAGAAGAUAAGGAAUGGCUUGCAUGUACCAGAAGGGAAGCAGCGGCUCCUUUUCAGAGGACGAGACCUGACAGCGAACCAUGCAGACGAUCCGCAGUGGAGUUCGCUGGGAGUACCUUUUGGAGAGGUGAUCCAGCUCGUCAUCAUCAUGUACGAGACUGGAUCCACCAGCUCCGCGAGUGCUGUGAGGAAGCUCACCUUCGAGCUUAGUUGGACUGCCGUGCCGACGAGGUUAAGAUCCGGCAAGAUCACGACGCACCACCUGAAUGGCAGCUGCAUCCUGCUGGAUAGCGCCUGCAAUGUGUUGGGGGAGGUCGACUUUCAGGCGACACGGUCAAGCGGCAUCAGCCAUGGAGGACCGUCGUCUAUUCGGAAUCCGCGGCAGCUCAUUACAGUCGACACCAUGCUGUUGGCAUCCACCUGCCGAUACUUAUUCUUCACGUUGAGCGCGUUCAAGCCUGGUGGAGUGACUUUGGAAAGCUUUCAGAACCCAUCGGUGCGGCUGAAGAACGCCGUCACGAUGCAGCAGCUGGCAAGCUACAAUGCUAGUCGGUCUGGUCGUGAAGAGGCAGUGGUUCUUUGCUGUGCAGUCAAAGACCAAAUCAGUGGCAACUGGCGAGUACAAGAAACCGGCGUGCGAAGCGACGGCAACGCGAAAAUGUAUGGCCCGCUUCAUGCCACUGUCCGGCAGCUC